AUGGCUAUCGAGAAUCCAAAUCCUCUCCAAACGACUCCCUCAACUGACUAUGAAAUACGUUUCCCUCCCUUCCCACAACCCCCGGAAGGUGUCAAAAUUGUACCUUUCAAGGACUAUAAGGAGGUCGGAAUCUUGAAGGAAACGGCUGAUCGCGUUGAGAGAGACGGCCUGCAGAUUCCUACGGUUGCGUUGAGAUCGGUGCACUCUACUGAUGUGUGCAAGACCAAUGCCCAAAAUACCGGGAGGGACACCAGGAAGUCUCAUUCGAGGGCGGCGGGAGGAAAGCGAGAGUGGUGGAACGAUUGGGAAGAUAUGGAGAGACAGCUCCAUCCAGACGGCUAUGAUGAGCGCCGGUCACCCCAAGAUCGUCUUCAUCAAGCGGCCAGCGAUUUUCGUGCGCGUCGUCCCUUCCCUCAAAAAGUGAAUGAAAUAUGGGAUCAGAUCCAGUUGUACCUUGGAUUAUUACCGAGCACCCCGGUAUGGCACAAAACGGAUCCUAACAAGCCCUCGAAAGACGAAGAAGAAGAAGAUGACGGUGACAUUUCUGAUGAAGGGAUGCCCAAGAUCGACAAGGUCGAGAUGGCCCAAAACGCGAGCGGACAAAAAAAGAAGUCGCGUCCCAGGCCUCCCUACGAAAACUAUGGGGAAGAACCUCACCAGGUUGAAAAUGACGAACAAAUUCAAGAACUACUCGCAGCGUCCAAGGACGCGAAGAACGAUAAACUCUUGGAUUUCUUCGAGAAUCCGGCAAAGAAUAUCACCAUCUUUCUGUCGUAUUACAUGAUCAACCAAGGGUUUCAUUUUGAUGAUGAUAAACUGAUCAAUUUCCCGCGCGUGCUCGGUUUCUUUGUCAAAUACCUUAUCGUCAAUAACGUUUGGCCCGAGUGUAAGGCUAGCCUGGAGCGCUCUCAAGGCAUCAUCGAUAUCGCUUGCCAAGAGCUCAUCAGCACCUCCAGAAUCUCCAAAGCCCUUCCUGAUGUUCUCAAUUAUGCCUUCCGAGAUCAUUGGAACAUCAACCCCGAUGUUUUCUAUGGCGGCCCUCCUCCCAACGACGAUUCAGACUCAGGGGAACCUGAUGCGAAACGCCAGAAGGUUGAUCCCGAGGCGGCGGAAGAGUUCAAGCAGACAUUGAAGGACUCCAAUCUUGAUUUCAUUGAGCCUGAGGAUGCGGAUGCCCUCAUGGAGGAGGCAAUUGCCGCCGAGGAAAGUGGUGCGUGGGGAUCCGAUAAUAAAUGGGGUGUCGAUGACGAUGCCGCACCGGCGCCCCAAGGUGGUUGGGACGAUUCUCCUGUGCAGGACUGGAGCAUCCUGACAAAGCGACCCGGGCUGGUGGAACUUUUCGGACCUACCGCCCUUCCUGUCACGCACACCACUGGUAUUGUCGAGCAGUCGAUGCGACGAAUAGCGGAUAUCAUCCCUCCACCAAAGGAUGCUGCGAAGUUGCCUCACGCGAAGGACCCCAGCGCUGAAGCGGUGGAAGUGGAGCUGGAGCGUAGGUUCACCAAGGUGGUGUUGUCGCCCUGGCUCGGUAGCAAGACUGGAAAUGAUGAGCCUACGAUUCCGUCUGUCUCAAAGGGGACGGUGCUCGGUAAAGACGACAUCGAGCCCGACGUGCCUCCCUCUGGGCUGAAGCCUCAUAACCCGUGGAAAGACAAUAUCACGAUUUUUGUCGGCGAGGAUGCCGCAAAGGACCUUCGAAUGGGGAUGGGUCUAGGUGGAUCGUGGAUUCAGAUGGCUCGUCAGCAAGACUUCGAGAGUCAGGAUGAUAAGAAGAAGAAGAAAAAGAAGGGCAAGAAGAGCGACGAGAGGUUCUGGUAUAUGUGUUCGCUGAUGACGGUAUUGACGAGUUAUCAUCUCGCGCCGGGAGAGGUACAGGCCCAUGUACCUGACCUGUAGGUGCUUUUUCUGCUUUUGUCUUGGUGCUUGCUAUUGCUCUCAAUUGAACGUGCUCAACGAAACCUAUAACCUGUAUUCAUACUGUCCUCGCUUUUUUUUCUCAGUUCGAAAUAUCUCUCCAUUUUGACCAAAUACAAAUCUGCCUGUACUUCAUUGAUAUGCGCUGUAUGUAAUG
Desarmillaria tabescens is the source of this 2071-nucleotide messenger RNA. RefSeq lists its product as uncharacterized. Bases 1 to 1896 code for a protein of 631 amino acids. Gene Ontology annotation, biological process: regulatory ncRNA-mediated gene silencing. The record is from RefSeq and is a predicted model, not a curated record. Gene Ontology annotation, cellular component: ARC complex. Lineage: Eukaryota; Fungi; Basidiomycota; Agaricomycetes; Agaricales; Physalacriaceae. The transcript is spliced from 4 exons.